AUGGCAGCACACCAUACAGAGUUGUCUCCUCUAGAUAAAGGAAAAAUACUGGCAUAUAUAGAAAAUUUUAAUACUAUACAAAUAGCAAAAAAAAUAGGAUGUGACCCUACCACCAUACACCAAUUUAUUGACAGAUACAAGAAGACAGGAAAUACUGAAAAUUUACCAUAUUCAGGAUGGCCACCUGCUCUCAAUAAUAAUGAAAAAAAUAAACUCAUAAAUGAAACACUAUACGAUACUGGAAUUCACUUCCAUGUUUCUGCAAAAAAGCCUUUUGUGUCAGAAAGGCAUGCAUCUGCUUGUAUUAGUUGGUGUGAAAAAUAUAGAGAUAAAAAGGCUUAUGAUUGGGUGCAAGUUAUUUUCUCAGAUGUAUCAAGUGUUGAGAUUGGAAAGCAGUCACAGCAAAUAAGAGUUUGGAGAGGUGUAGGAGAAGGUUUAGUUUCUGUGGGGGACAUCGAACUUGGUGUGCAAAGAAAUAAACGAAUCAUCCGUGUUGGUGAUAAGGCCACGACAAAUACUAGACGCACCAAAAACCAUCAUGGUAAUGAUAAAAAUAAAAAUAAAUCCAGCAAAAAUGAUAAUCAAGAUGGCGAUUUGCAUACACUUGAGGAAUAG
This is a messenger RNA of Diversispora eburnea, 615 nucleotides long. The record is from the annotation of a GenBank genome assembly. NCBI's taxonomy places the organism in Eukaryota, Fungi, Glomeromycota, Glomeromycetes, Diversisporales, Diversisporaceae.